Messenger RNA from Phanerochaete carnosa HHB-10118-sp, 1737 nucleotides. RefSeq lists its product as uncharacterized. NCBI's taxonomy places the organism in Eukaryota, Fungi, Basidiomycota, Agaricomycetes, Polyporales, Phanerochaetaceae. The record is from RefSeq and is a predicted model, not a curated record. Gene Ontology annotation, biological process: transmembrane transport. Gene Ontology annotation, molecular function: transmembrane transporter activity. Bases 22 to 1641 code for a protein of 539 amino acids. The transcript has 9 exons.
CCCUUCCUGACGACAACGUACAUGCCCCGGACGAAUAAUAACGUCGACGACGACGAGGUCAAGCAACAGACCGCCCAACCAGAGCUGCGCUCCACACACCCUGACAGAGACGGGAGUGACAUCCAGACAUUGCAGGCUGCAGAUCAAAGCAAUGAGCCUGUGAUCAACGAGAAGGCGGAGCAACAGCAGCAGCGCCAACCACCUGCUGCUCAGGGCAAACCGUACAGUGUCUACACCACACGGGAGAAGUGGGCCAUUGUGGUCAUCGCGUCGAUAGCAGGCAUAUUCAGUCCUCUCACUGCCAACAUCUACUUCCCCGCCAUCCCCACGCUGGCCAAUGUCUUCCAUAAAUCUAUCGAGCUUAUCAACUUGACGAUCACCAUGUACAUGGUGCUCCAAGGCAUAUCACCCAUGUUCUGGGGAACACUAGCCGACCGCUGGGGAAGACGUCCCAUGUUCAUGGCCUGCAUGCUCGUCCUGGCACUCGCAUGUGUCGGCCUGGCCCGUGUUCCGACAAAUGCUUAUUGGCUGCUCAUGGUCCUUCGGUGUCUGCAAGCGGCUGGCUCCGCGAGUACGAUUGCUCUCGGGGCAGGAGUUAUCGCAGACAUAGCCGAGCGCCAUGAACGCGGCGGCUUCUUCGGGCUCUAUAGCCUGGGCCCUAUGGUCGGACCAUGCUUAGGACCUGUCAUCGGUGGUGCUUUGUCACAGGGACUGGGUUGGAGGUCUAUCUUCUGGUUUUUAUGCAUAGGCUCAGCUCUGUGUUUCGUAGCCAUGCUUCUUAUCCUUCCCGAGACUCUACGUUCUCUAGUGGGCGAUGGCAGUAUCAAGCCACCCCCCUUCUGGCGUCCUCUACUUCCCAUUAUCGGCCGCGGCAGGUCAGGCCAGAACAGCACGGACCGCCCGCCCAAGCGUCCCUUCCAGAACCCGCUCCGGCUCUUCCUGUAUCCCGACGUCUCGAUCCUGCUUUUCUUCAACGCGGUGCUCUACGCCGUCUUCUACGGCGUGACCGCCUCGAUCUCGACGCUCUUCAGCGAGGCGUACCCGUUCCUGUCCGAGACGGACAUCGGCCUGUGCUUCCUCGCGAUCGGCGGCGGCAUGCUCUUCGGCAGCUGGAUCAGCGGCACGGUGCUCGACCGCGAGUACCAGCGCGUGAAGCGCACGCUCGAGCGCAGGGCGCGGGAAGACCCCGACAGCAAGGUCAGGCCCGAGGACGUGACCAAAGACGAACACUUCCCGAUCGAGUACGCGCGGUUCCGGACGAUGCCUGCGUAUUGUGCGGUGUAUGUCGGUUGCUGCGCGGGCUACGGGUGGUGCCUGCAGGGCAAGGUCAAUCUUGCAGGACCGCUGAUCCUGCAGAUCGUCAUCGGAUAUGCGGUUAUGUCGGUGAUGAACACGACUCAGACGCUGUUAGUUGACUUGCUACCUAACCAGGGGUCCUCUGUGACAGCAUGCAACAACCUCGUGCGCUGCUCGUUCGGAGCCGCAUGCGUAUCCGUCAUCGACUUGAUCAUUAAGGCGAUUGGGGUCGGGUGGACAUACGUCCUGCUUGCAGGCUUGUGCGCCCUCGUCAGCCCCUUAAUAUUUGUUAUCAUGUACAUGGGCCCGCGGUAUAGGGCCAAGCGUAGAGCUCGACGGCUAUAACGAUCCCAUCAUCACGCAUCUUAUGACCCAUCUCUGUAGAUCAUAACCACUCUUAGCUUGGAGGACUGGUACUGUUAUUAUAUUCAGUUUCCCUAC